This is a messenger RNA of Lagopus muta (rock ptarmigan), 2182 nucleotides long. Its product is annotated as inositol 1,4,5-trisphosphate receptor-interacting protein-like 1. Bases 27 to 1481 code for a protein of 484 amino acids. Gene Ontology annotation, cellular component: membrane. NCBI's taxonomy places the organism in Eukaryota, Metazoa, Chordata, Aves, Galliformes, Phasianidae. The transcript has a single exon. The record is from RefSeq and is a predicted model, not a curated record.
CUUCCCUCUCUCCUCUCUUCCAGAUCAUGGCUUUGGCGUUUUUCUUCGCCUUGUUGGCGCAGAGAAUACCAUUAGUUGGUGAUUUGGAUGUGGACACGCUUGACCGCAUGCAGCAGCGUGAGGUGUAUCUGCAAGAGCAGAUGACAAAGCUGCUGCUGGAGACAGAAGAGAAGAACAUGGCGCUGAGCAUGGGCACUCAAGCCCUGCUUCGCUGCUUUGUUUUUUGUCUUCCCAUCCUUCUGUAUUUGUUCAUGUGGAUGAUCUAUUCAAAGUUCUAUAGAGCUGAAGACACCGGUGAUGAGAGCUCCAGCAGUGAGAAGGAGCAGGAGGAGGAGGAGGAGGAGGAGGAGGAGGAGGAGGAUGACGGUGUCUUUUCUCUCGAUGUGUUCUGGACAGUCCGAAGCCAUCAAGAGGACUGUGAACUGAUGUACUCGCUGAUGCGUGGCGUCAUGGAUAUAUGCCAAAGUAUGGUAUCAGAUACUUUCUAUCCAGUGCCAGAGCGUCUCAUCAAGGUGGGCAGUACCUUCGAAGGCUGGUGUCCCGUUAGAAACGUACCUGUCUUCAGCCUGCUUGUGCCCCUGUUGCCCCCCCGUGGGCACACUUUCCACCUGGAUCUGGGCACCACAGGGGAGGUACCAGCAACGGACUCCCGUAUCCGUGUAGAGCUGGAAUGCACGUGCGAGAGGGAGCAGGAGAUGCGCAUGCUGUGCUUCCUCCACACCCCCGCCAAAGAGCUGAAAAGUCAGCAGCCCAGCCUCCUGCACAGCCUCUGCACUACGUCCUACUUAGACGCGGAGAAGACUGCCCGCUGCUUCCAGGAGCUGAUCAAAAACGCCUGGCAACGCAUGCAAGUCUCAGAGUUCACCAUGGAGAUAGACACGGUGAAGUCCAGGCGCUCCUGCAGGCUUCAUGUGAGAGAUGUCAACAAAAGAAUCUUCUACGUUGAGUUUGUGUUUGGCGUCCAGCAGGAUGAUACAGACAUCUUUCUGAGCAGCCAUGAGAUAGUGUUUCGUCAUACCCCCAGCACGGUCUGGCCACAGAGCUGUGUUGUGGCAGAGAAAAAGUUCUUGCAGUAUGUAGCCAACCACCCCCGGGGGGGCAAAUUCUACCUCAGAUAUCUGCAACUGUGUGGCUAUCUCAUGGCGAGCCUCAAGUUUACCAUCUAUGACAUGAAGACAGUGAUCAUGCACCUCCUGAAUACCAUUCCUUUGCAAAGGUGGCACGGGAGGAGUUUCCUGCUGCGGAUGGAUGACAUCUUGAACUACCUGUGCUGCUGCGUGGAGGAGAAACGCCUGGACCACUUCAUCGUAGGAAACAACUCGUUGCCUAAGGAGAUUAUCUUGCCAAAAGAGUUCCGAGCUUCCCCACCGCUCAACAUGUUCCAGCACCUGGAGGAGGAACCGGACAAAUACGAGCGGGCGCAGCACGAUUUGGAGGAGCUGCAUGAUCGGUUGACAACCACGCUGCUCUAUGGGAGAUGAGAGACACGCACUGUCCCACGGACGAGCACGCAGGACAUGAGAGGACACUGCUCAGUAGGCACUGGGAAUUGCCCCGAGGUGUUUUCUGUGAACUGGGGCAGCCAUCUCCUAUGGGAUAAAGAAGGUUGUUGUAUUUCUAAUAAAUGGCAAAAGUCAACAAUAACUUGAGCCAGACCUAUACACUCACAAUCGCCCAGCCCUCACAUGUCACCAGUCUUGGUUACGUGGGAAAACUGUUGUGUUGCGCGGCUGUAAAAGAUGGUAAGCACUUAAAGUCUUUUCUUCCGCACCAAAGCGAAGGAGUCAGCAGCUCUUUCGAGCUUGAGGCCCUCUUGCAACAAUUGGCACCCAAACAGGGACACGGGAAAGAGAACGAACAGGGACCUGAAACUAAACCUGACUUGAAGACUGGCCGGUCUGGAGUGCGUUGAGCAAAACGCGGAGCACGCUGAGACAAGCGUGGCAGGUGCUGAGAAGCGCAGCAGGCGUUGAGAAAAACCCUGGGCUCUCCCUUGUGCUGACAGUUGGCAGUCCCAUGGAGGAGAAAGGGCAACUGGAGAUUACUCAGAUGGAGGGACGUCACCUGCUCAGGCUGUAGGCUGGCACCAUUCAUACUGCUACCCUGGGACAACACAGUACUGCCUUUCAUGCCAAUCCCUAAAAUCCUGUACAAGGAAAAUUCACCUUUUCCUUCUGUUUUU